CAAUUCCCUCAGACUUUCACAGUUGCAAACUGCAAAGCAAGAAGGAAGGAGAGAGAGAAUUGAGAAAGCAAGAGAGGCGAAAUGGGUCGAAAGAGCUUCAAGGUAGAGUUCGACGAGUCACCGCCGGACGACUUCGAUCCCGCGCACCCAUACAAGGACCCGGUUGCAAUGCUUGAAAUGCGGGAGCAUUUGGUUCGAGAGAAAUGGAUCGACAUCGAAACAGCUAAGAUCCUCCGUGAGAAACUCCGGUGGUGUUACCGUGUUGAGGGUAUUAACCACCUCCAGAAGUGUCGCCACCUUGUGCAGCAGUACCUUGAGUCCACUCGCGGCAUCGGUUGGGGCAAGGAUCAUCGUCCUCACUCCCUCCAUGGUCCUAAAGUGGAAUCGGUUGAGGCUGAAUGAAUUUGUUUGCCUUGCUUCUCGCAUUGUUUUGAGAUCACUAAACGUGGUACCAUGCCGAUGAGAAAAAGGAUGUAAUGGUAUAAUACUGCUGGCCUGUUGAAACUGUGCCAUGACAUUUGAUGUGUAGUUUUAUUUCAACUUGUUAGUCACCCUUAAAACCUUUUGUAGAUCUUGAUGGAUUUUGCUAUUUGGAAUAAUAAAUCAUUUUGUUAUCUGAAAUUUUGGAUUGCAAUGGUGAAUGAAAUCACGCUUUAUGCUUGUUGCUUUG
This is a messenger RNA of Spinacia oleracea (spinach), 670 nucleotides long. Its product is annotated as NADH dehydrogenase [ubiquinone] 1 beta subcomplex subunit 10-B. Gene Ontology annotation, cellular component: respiratory chain complex I. The transcript has 3 exons. The coding region runs from base 82 to 402 and encodes 106 amino acids. The record is from RefSeq and is a predicted model, not a curated record. Lineage: Eukaryota; Viridiplantae; Streptophyta; Magnoliopsida; Caryophyllales; Amaranthaceae.